Messenger RNA from Triticum aestivum (bread wheat), 1234 nucleotides. Its product is annotated as syntaxin-132. Gene Ontology annotation, biological process: vesicle-mediated transport. The record is from RefSeq and is a predicted model, not a curated record. Lineage: Eukaryota; Viridiplantae; Streptophyta; Magnoliopsida; Poales; Poaceae. Gene Ontology annotation, cellular component: membrane. The transcript is spliced from 5 exons. Bases 601 to 1029 code for a protein of 142 amino acids.
CGCCCCCACCCCCACCCCCUCGCAUGGUUUCCAUGGUUGGAUCUGCCGGCCGCCCAGUCGAUUUUGCCUUGAACGCGAACGUGAGCUCGUGGGCGCCGCUGCAUAUGCUUCGACGGAAGGAACGGGAGAUGGCGCUGCUGGAGGCCGUGAUUGGUGGAAGACGACGGGGAGUAUGACGAGGUCGGGAGGAGAGGUUGGAAGGAUGGACGCGGGAGUCAAGCCGCCACGAACGACGAGUCAAGCCGCACGGGCACGCGACCACCGUGUCUCCCGUCAAUCCGGUCGCCCAUGAGAGGGACGAAUGCGAUCAUGAGUUCAUGUCCAUGUGCUGGCGGUGGAGGAGGCGGAGGAGGGCUCAACUCGAGGUGGCCCAUCCUUGCGUCGGGGUCGUCGAUGGGGAUCAAUUGACCACCGGCAUGCAACGGCUCAGGUCCGGACUGCUGCGCGGCCAUGGGGCCAUGGCCAGGCGGAUCCACAACGCCCGGGUCAACGCGAGCGUCGGCCUAGACCUCUACUCCUUCAACACGCUGAUCCGGGGCUGCGGGCAGGUGAUCUGGAGCGUGCACGGAAGGUGUUCGAUGGUCCGUUCUUUGGGCAGUUAUGAAGAAAAGUGUGGAUUAUGCUAUUCUCUGUUCCGAUUCUUGCACCUGUUGGUUUUUUACAUUCAGAGCUCUGGAAAAUAUGAGAUGCUGUAUCUGCUUAUGGUUUGCUGCUUGCCCCUGUGCUGUGCUACAGAACUUACCUAACAUGCAGAAACCUGGAUGCGGGAAGGGCUCUGCGGUAGAUCGGUCAAGGGAACAGACUAUUGGAGCAGUGAAAAAGAAAAUGAAGGAACAGAUGGAUGAUUUUCAGGUAAUGAGAGAAUCAAUCGGGCAGGAGUACCGGGAAGUCGUUGAAAGAAGGGUAUUCACUGUAACUGGUAAUCGCCUUGAUGAAGAGACAAUUGAUGGUUUAAUCGAGACAGGAAGAAGCGAGCAGAUUUUCAAAGAUGCAGUUCAGCAGCAGGGGAGAGCCCAGGUAUAUAUAUGAGUUAUAAUUUGGUCAUGAUCUGGACACUUGUGGGAAAAACAAGUAGAAAUUCAUUGAGUACUACUGUCAAACUAUCUUCUCUAUAUAAGUGAAGUUUCACAGCCUCUACUUUUUGGUUAUUUUUUCCUUUGUUGAUGAAGGCACCCAGAUGUUCAUACAUUCUUGUAUGAACCAGCUUUCUAUUGUCAUGUUUUUAUUAUCGUUA